GCGUUCCUUAUCCCAAAAUCUUUCCCUUUCCAGCUACGCUUCACUCCCCUCCUCCAACACUUGUUCGGUCGUCGUCGUCGCUGCCGCCAUAACCUCCACCGUCUUCGCCAUGGACACUCUGUUCAUGAACCAGUCUUUAUCUCGCGUCGAGUACUUCAUCUCCGCUACUAAGCCAAGCCUCCCGCUCUGUUUCUGUCGUAAAUCCCUCAACUUUGUACCCUCACCGACCCACUUCAAACCCAUCAGGACCCUCGCCGUCUCCGCCGUCCAACAAACACAGAAGAUACUACGGCAGGGGAAUAUUAACGACGAUGAAGAUGAGGAGGAGGAGUCGUACGGCGAAGUCAACAGGAUUAUCGGCAGCAGAGCGCUUGAGGGUGGGAUUGGGAUGGAGUACUUGAUAGAGUGGAAAGACGAUCAUGCUCCUUCGUGGGUUCCUCAGAAUUUCAUAGCCAAGGAUGUGGUGGCGGAGUACGAAACUCCCUGGUGGACCGCCGCCAAGAAAGCCGACGAUAAGGAGCUGAGCCGUCUCAUAUCCGCCGAAGACGAUUGGCGGGAUGUGGAUGCUGUGGACAGCGAGGGCAGGACUGCUCUCCUGUUUGUAUCCGGACUGGGAUCCGAGGAGUGCGUCCGUGUGUUGGUGGAAGCCGGAACGAAUUUGAACCACCGGGAUAAUGCCGGCGGCUUAACGGCGCUUCAUAUGGCUGCUGGGUACGUGAAACCCGGAGUCGCGAAAUUGUUGUUAGAUCUGGGCGCCGACCCGGAGGUAGAGGACUACCGGGGAUUGACGCCGUUGAAUUUAGCCAAAGAAAUACUCAAAGUAACACCGAAAGGAAACCCCAUCCAAUUUGGGAGAAGAUUGGGGCUGGAGAGUGUAAUCAGAGUCCUGGAGGAUGCGAUUUUCGAGUACGCAGAGGUGGAGGAGAUUCUGGAGAAGAGGGGGAAGGGGCAUCGGGUGGAGUAUCUGGUGAAGUGGAAGGACGGCGAGGACAAUGAGUGGGUGAAAGCGGGGUUCGUGGCGGAGGAUCUGGUAAAGGACUUCGAAGCAGGGCUGGAGUACGCGGUGGCGGAGUCGGUGGAGGCGAAGAGAGUGGGGGAUGACGGGAAGACGGAGUAUCUGGUGAAAUGGACGGAUAUGGAGGAGGCGACGUGGGAGCCGGAGGAGAAUGUUGAUCCUGAUUUGAUCAAGGAGUUUGAGGCGGGAAGGAACGGUGGGGAUGGCAAUUUGGAGGCAGAAUCAAGUGGGGAUGGUUCCAUGAAUUAAUUCACCAGUUUCUUUUUUUUCUUUCUUUGUAAUUUUUUCAAUGAGCAUUAUUUUGAAUGAAAAUCCGUAUUAUAUAUUUAGUUAAGAUCAAAAAAAUAAAAAUACAUUUGUAUU
Molecule: messenger RNA, 1378 nt
Organism: Rubroshorea leprosula
Lineage: Eukaryota; Viridiplantae; Streptophyta; Magnoliopsida; Malvales; Dipterocarpaceae
Source: the annotation of a GenBank genome assembly